Rhodotorula toruloides NP11 is the source of this 1329-nucleotide messenger RNA. Its product is annotated as peptide-N4-(N-acetyl-beta-glucosaminyl)asparagine amidase A. Lineage: Eukaryota; Fungi; Basidiomycota; Microbotryomycetes; Sporidiobolales; Sporidiobolaceae. The record is from RefSeq and is a predicted model, not a curated record. Bases 1 to 1329 code for a protein of 442 amino acids. The transcript has 7 exons.
AUGUUCGAGCUCAACAAUAUCGUCAACGAGCACUACACCGGCAUAUUCUCAACCACGCUCUCCGUCACGUUCUACGCACCAACAACCGACUCUCCUCGACCUCGCUCGGCAGACCUCAUCCUUCCCCUCACGACUCGCAGCAAAACUGGCUCGCAAAUGCUGGUCUACCCUGGAGAUGCGAACGUAGAAGUCGAGAUACCCGUCAACGCGGCAGAAGCGUGGCUGGAGGUGAUUGCGACAGGCGCAGCGGAAGAAGAGUUCUACUACACCAACCUGAUCGCUCAGGGAAGUAAGUACCUACCAGACGCCGGCUUGAUCGGCAAGGGUCCGUAUCGCGAAGUUCAACUCCGGAUAGACGAUUUGCUCGCUGGCAUCGUAUACCCUUUUCCGGUCAUCUACACCGGCGGUGCGAACCCGCUACUCUGGCGCCCGCUGGCCUCGCUUCGAGCAUUCGACGUCCCGUCUUUUUUCGUCGACAUGACGCCGUACCUGCCUCUGCUGUGCGACGGGCAGAAACAUCGCUUCGAGUUCUCGGUUCUUGGACAAGGCAAGGAUGGCAGCGUCACUGACAACUGGUUCAUCACCGGCGCCUUACACGUCGACCUCGACAAAACCGACCCGCCCGUCCGCACAACCGGCCGUCUCCUUCAGCAUCAAAUCCCGCCUUCACCGCUCAUCUUCUCCGGCAUCUUUCCCUCGAGCGACAACUCGACUCUCAAGACUGUCGUCAAGGCUGCGAGGGAGGUCAAGGUCGUUUCGAGGGUCGUGACGGGGUCGGGGAGCAGGUUGGUGAGGGCGUCGACAGUCGCGAGUUUCGCAAAUGAGCAGUACUACGCCGACAACGGGACGUUCCAGCACAUCGUGCAAGACAUCCAAGUCGCGCAAACCUCGGAGGACCUCUCCCUGCACCGCUACACCUACCGCGACGUCUACUCCUUUCCUCUCGACUUGAACACCAACUACACUCUCUUUGAGUCGGACCACCGCUUCGCCGCGCGGGUCGACAACUACGGUUACGAUCGCGCGAGAAUGCUUCCCGAGGCCCUGGGAGGGGUUGCGGGACGAGCGAGUCUCACGAGAUCCAACCAGCGAGGAGAGGCCGAAAUCACUGGACGGAAAGGGAGACGAUCGACGGGCUGGGGCGAGAUGAGCGAGACAUACGAGUUUGUCGGUCCGGGAGGCGAGACUUACGAGGAGGAGAUCCGAGCCGUCAAUGCGUCCAUCGUUUCGCGGAAACGGAGUGGCUCGCUCGCGCCGGAGUCGACUUCGAGGUUGACGGUCGUCCAGGCUGACUUCGUUCUUUGCUUCGGCGCUUCCUGUACAUUGUAG